Brassica rapa (field mustard) is the source of this 3636-nucleotide messenger RNA. Its product is annotated as agamous-like MADS-box protein AGL65. Gene Ontology annotation, biological process: positive regulation of transcription by RNA polymerase II. The record is from RefSeq and is a predicted model, not a curated record. Gene Ontology annotation, molecular function: protein dimerization activity; DNA-binding transcription factor activity, RNA polymerase II-specific; cis-regulatory region sequence-specific DNA binding. Lineage: Eukaryota; Viridiplantae; Streptophyta; Magnoliopsida; Brassicales; Brassicaceae.
AGAGAGACUCUAUGUCCAAGUUUAGACGUCUCCAUAUUCAAAGAUUUGGUUGUUUUCUUUCUUCUGCAUGAUCAUUUGCUAAAUAACUCAUUAAACGAGCAAGUUUUUUUGAAGCGUUGAGUCACAUAGAGAACAAAGAUGGGUAGGGUUAAGUUGAAGAUUAAACGGCUUGAGAGCACAGGCAAUAGGCAAGUUACAUACUCAAAGAGAAAAAGUGGGAUCUUGAAGAAAGCCAAAGAGUUAUCCAUUUUGUGUGACAUUGAUAUUGUCCUUCUUAUGUUUUCUCCUACCGGAAAGCCUACAGUUUUCCAUGGAGAACACAGUUGCAUUGAAGAGGUUAUUUCUAAGUUUGCACAAUUAACUCCACAAGAAAGGACAAAAAGGAAAUUGGAGAGCCUUGAAGCAUUGAAGAAGACUUUUAAGAAACUUGAUCAUGAUGUAAAUAUACACGAGUUUUUAGGAGCAAGGAAUCAAACUAUUGAGGGUCUAAGUAACCAAGUAGCCAUUUCCCAAGCUCAGCUUAUGGAGUGUCAUAGGAGGCUAAGUUGUUGGACGAACAUCGAUAGAAUAGAAAACACUGAGCACCUCAAUUUAUUGGAAGAAUCAUUGAGGAAAUCUAUUGAAAGAAUCCAGUUUCACAAGGAACAUUACGCAAAGAACCAACUUUUGCCAUUAGAUUGUACAACAACACAGUUUCACAGCGGGAUACAGUUGCCGUUGGCAAUGGAAGGUAACAACAGUAUGCAAGAAGCUCACUCGAUGUCUUGGCUUCCUAAUAACGAUAACCAGGAAACAAUAUUACCUGGUGAAUCCAGCUUUCUUCCUCAUAGAGAGAUGGAUGGUUUGAAUCCUGUUUAUUCAAACGGCUUCUUUGAGUCUGUAAAACAAGAAGAUCAGAUGUGUAGCAACCAAGGUCAGCAGUUUGAGCAGUUAGAACAACAACAAGGACACGGUUGUUUGGGCUUGCAACAAAUUGGGGAGGAGUUUUCAUAUCCUACACCAUUUGGUACUACUCUUGGAAUGGACGAAGAUCAAGAAAAGAAGAUAAAAUCUGAAAUGGAGUUGAACAACUUGCAACAAAAACAACAGCAGCAAGAUCCUUCAUCAAUGUAUGCUCCAACGGCUAAUAAUGGUGGCUGCUUUCAAAACCCUCAUGAUCAAUCCAUGUUUAGCACUGAUCAUCAUCAUCAUUACCAGCAUUAUCAGCAUCAUCAAAAUUGGGUUCCAGGUCCAGUGUUUGGUCAAGCAUCUUACAACCAGGUUUGUGUUCCAUUGGAACUAUCUAACUAUGUGAUCCACCAAACUAAAUAUGUCUCUGUAUAUUUGGUGAUUGCAGCAACCAAACUAAUUACUAAGGAGAGGGCCCAUCAUGUAUGUAACCUUAUACUAUGGAUGAUGACUUUACGUAUGAACAAGGACGAGUUUGAGCCAUUGUUGUAAUAUACAAUGUUAUAUAUAUAGAGGGACUGUGUAUGUGUGUUUGUAGUGUGAGAGCGUGUGUCAUAUAACUCAGAGGAGUUUUAGACAUUUUGUAUAUAAGAGAUCAUAUACUAUUUUGUAAGAAUGAUAAAAUAUUAUCAACAUGUAUAGUUUGUUUAUAGAUGUUGUUUAAGUGUUUGAGACAACAAAAGAUGGUAUCAUGAAUACACAACAUAAGUCCGAAUAACAAAAACGAAAGGAUCGAAUUAAAAAAUAUUAAACAAAGCUUCAUUACAACAAUAAGUAACUCUUAAGUCAAAUCUAUAAUCUUGUAGAAUUUUCUUGCAACGGAUGGAGUACUUAUAGUUCAUUGAUCUUCACAUUCACAUGGUAACUCGACACGACACAAUGGACAAACAGGAUUGGUGUCAACCCACUUUAUGAGACACUCAUCAUCAAGAUAAUUCGGAACAAGAUCCAGCCGAACUUUCAAAGCACAUCCAGGAGAAUACUCACUACUUGUGGGACAAGUUACUUCAUCAACAUACAAAAUUAGCUUCAUUAUCGCAUCACAGAUAAGAUCGUUGGUGAUUCCAGCUUCCAUCAAGAAGUAAUUCAAGUCCUCUUUGCUUUUGCACUCGUCGUUCUCAUCAUCUAUGAAGUCUUUGGCGAGCGAGAGAGUCGUGAAUGUCAAGUUUUUAUCUUCGCCAAAGAUCGUGGCUGUGACUCUGAUUGUGCCAGCAUCUUCUGGUUCAGGGCUGUUAUCGAUCUCGUGGGAGAAUUUGGCCGUCAUAACUAGUUACGCAAACACUCUCGGUUAAAUCGAAAAUAGGGUUCUACGCAAAUUUUUCUUGUUGUUUGUAGUUGCUCUCUCGAUGAUCUUGAUUUUGCCUUUGAGUGAGUUAUAUUUAUAACCUUUUUAGUCGGUGAUCUAAUUGUACUUUUAGUUGGGUAUUUACCUAAACAAUUUCCUUUUCUUUUUUUUUUAAGAAGAGAGUACAGUUUCCUUUUUUAGACGAGUCUAACAAUUUCCUUUUUUCUUACUUACAAUUUCCUUAUUUUCUUAAGAAUUUCUAUGUUUGACAACCACUAUCUAAGAACAUUUAAAUCGCUCAAGUAUAUCAAAUAGAUUUCUGAGCGUGGUUAAGAUAUAGAGUUCUAAGAUAUAUAUCCUCAAAUAUUAUUGAAUCUGUUUUUUUGACAAAAUUAGCAUAUAAUGAAAUUGUUUCUAAAAUAACACUUACUAAAAAUAAAAAUAAAUAAAUAUACAUUUCAUAUUUUAGUUUAAAUUUAUUGAUUAGUUUUUAGAGUUUAGUAUUUAAAGAGUGAGGUGACAUUGAGGUUAAGAAAUUAGAAUAAUUUAGAUUUUACUACGAAUUUGGAGAUUUCCUCAUUUAAUAAUCUCCUUUGAACCGACACUUCACAAUGAUUUAGAAUCAGUCGAAUGAUUCUUGAACCAGAGUCCAAUGCUAGACUGAACCGAGAGCAAAAAGAUUAACAUAAGAAUAAACUAUAUAUGAUUUUGCGCAAGUCGCAAAGCUUUAAACAAUAUCGCUACCUAGUUCUCAAUCUCAUUCACCAUUCAUCAAUUCAUAUGCCAACUCAAAACGACGCGAUGAACAAACAUGACUGAUUUCGACCAAACAAAAAGAACAAACAUGAUUGCUUACAAGCCUGUACACAACAUAGAUUCAUCGUCAAACUUAAGUCUAGAUGGUUUUGACCAAAAAAAGUCUAGAUGGUACAGUUAAACUCUUCCAAACAAAUCGUGCACUUAUUAGUCAAUCUAGUCUUGUUGUGUAUUUUACUGAUCAAAGAGAAGAUGAUGUCAUGCGGUUGACGUAGACAUGACAAGUCUUCUCUUUCUCUUAUGGUUAGCCUUGUAACAAGCUUGUCUCAAUCUCUUUGUCUUAUCCUCAUAUUCCAAAUCUGGAGACUCCUUCAUCCUUUUCUUCUCCUUCUUGAGCUUUUCCAAUUUUUUUCUUUGCUCAUCUGCGUUCCCUUCCCCUUUCUCCAACUUCUCCUGUUUCAGUUACAAAGGUAGUCACAUCAAAAUUCGUUCAUCUCCUAUAUUGGCUAAGUAGAAGGCUAAUAGUGGAAAUAUGUAGCUGGUUAGAUUCGAACCCUGACCUCGACCCACUUUAACUCAACCAUUGAACUAUCACUACUUGGUUACAACAUCAAAAGUUCACUAAAUCACAAAACUUAAAAUAUGAA